UGACGAGCCUAUCGAUUGAAUCUCCAUCAUCGAGAUGGGACGACUUCAAACUGUGGAGAUCAUGCUUGGAGCCACAUGCGGUUGAGCAUGACUCUCUGAGCUUUGUCAAAGAGCUCUCUCUGGCUUACUUGAUCAUCUCCAAGUCUCAAUUCUGAACCCUACAUGCAACCGAAUCCCAAGAGCCGGCCAUGACGAACGACGACUAAUCAUAAUCCCUCAACCGAGGAUGACAUGGAUCGACAGACCUAGUAGCAUAUAAGGACCCUUGAUGUCGAUAUCCCAUCAUUAUGAAAAAGCCAAGCUACUCGUAUACAAUUACACCCGAAAGACCAAGCAAUGGCAUCUCCCAACAAGCCCGUCGCCCUGAUCAUCGGCGCUUCGCGAGGCAUAGGCCGACAAAUCGCCAUCGACCUCGCGAAGAACAACUACACCGUAAUCAUCGCCGCCAAAUCCACCUCCCCACCUCCCACCACCACAGAUCCACAAAAGUUCCCCCCGGACCCCAACUCCCCAGCCUCAACCAUCACCACCGUCGCCCAAGAGAUCAACCUCCUUACCCCAAACACCGCCUACCCAAUCCCCGUGGACGUGCGCUUCCCGGCCCAGAUAGAUGACUUGGUUGCAAAAACCCUCCGCCUGACCGGCGGCCGGCUGGACGUCGUGGUGUACAACUCGGGCGCGAUCUGGUGGUCGUCCGUGGCCAACACCCCGGUCAAGCGGUUCCGGCUGAUGCAGCAGGUCAACCCGGAGGGGCUGUAUGCGACGGUCGCGGCGGUGCUGCCGGUGUUCGAGCGGAAUGGGAACCGCGGCCGGAUCGUGGUAGUCUCGCCGCCGGUGUACUCGCGGUUCUUCAGGGGGAAGACGGGGUAUGCGAUUGGGAAGGUCGGGAUGAGUGUGUUGACGCGCGGGCUGGCGAUGGAUUUUGUGAGAGAGGGGAAGACGGAGAUGGCUGUUACGAGUAUUUGGCCUGCUGCGGCUGUUCAAUCCGCUGCUACGGAGAUGAACCCCGCGGGGGAUGAUGAAUCACGCUCGAAAGCGGACUUGAGGAAGCCGACUAUCUUCUCCGAUGCAAUCCUCGGGAUCUUGAACACUCCCCCUCAUAUCGUCAACGGGAUGCUCGCGCUGGACGAGGAUUUCCUGCGCGAUCACUGCGGCGUCACGGAUUUCUCUAAGUACUCCGUCGUGCCGGGCACCAAUCCCCGACGGAUGAUGCCGAAGAAGUUGCCGGUGCUGGAGGUGGAGGAGCAGGAUGACGAGGGGGUGAGGAUGGACAGUGCGAAGAGUGGGGGGGCUACAUCUAAGUUAUGAUCGUUUGCUCAUAGCAGACUAAUUUUUUCAUACUCUCACUGGAUUGUGCGGGCUUGGGAUUUGCAGUAUUCAAGAAGCUUUGAAGCCGAUAUUAGCCCUACCAAAUGAGAGAAUAGGAAAAUAAAUUUUGGAAGACUACAUCAGAGAUAUGAGGUGUGAGCACCAGACUAGCACAUACAAACCUGUAUC
Aspergillus uvarum CBS 121591 is the source of this 1497-nucleotide messenger RNA. Its product is annotated as short chain dehydrogenase family protein. The transcript has 5 exons. Gene Ontology annotation, molecular function: oxidoreductase activity. Lineage: Eukaryota; Fungi; Ascomycota; Eurotiomycetes; Eurotiales; Aspergillaceae. The record is from RefSeq and is a predicted model, not a curated record. Bases 337 to 1308 code for a protein of 323 amino acids.